AUGCCCGGGAAAAGAAUUGCGGUGAUUGGCGCUGGGGUCAGUGGCUUAGGUGCCAUUAAGAGCUGUCUGGAAGAGGGACUGGAGCCCACCUGUUUUGAAAGAAGCAAUGACAUCGGAGGACUGUGGAGAUAUGAGGAGAUGACUGAAAGUGGCAGGUCAAGUAUAUAUAAAUCUGCCACCACCAACACUUCAAAGGAGAUGACAUCCUAUAGUGAUUUCCCUUUCCCUGACCAUCUCCCCAACUACUUGCACAAUUCCAAAAUCAUGGAAUACGUCCAGAUGUACGCCAAACACUUCCACCUUAUGAAGCACAUUCGGUUUCUGUCUAAGGUGUGCAGUGUGAAGAAGCGCUCUGACUUCUCCUGCACGGGGCAGUGGGACGUCGUGGUCGAGGCAGAAGGGAAGCAGGAAUCCCAUGUCUUUGAUGGAGUGAUGGUGUGCAGUGGCCUUUAUACCCAUCCCUCCUUGCCCCUCCAGGACUUUCCAGGGAUCAAGAAGUUCCAAGGCCAAUACAUCCACAGUUGGGAAUACAAGAGCCCAGAGAAGUUUCGAGACAAGAAAAUCAUGGUGGUCGGCAUUGGAAAUUCUGGAGUUGAUUUGGCAAUUGAGCUCAGUCACGUGACUGCACAGGUGUUUCUCAGCACAAGACAGGGUGCAUGGAUUUGGAAUCGGGUCUGGGAUAAUGGGAUGCCCAUGGACACUGUCCUCUUUACUCGUUUUAACUCCAUCGUCAACAAAUUUUACCCUGCAUUCCUGAUGAACAGAUGGGCAGAAAAGAAAUUAAAUGCUCGAUUUAAUCAUGAAGUUUAUGGUUUGCAAUCUCAACGCAGAUUUGCAAGGUAUCACGCUACUUUCAGUGAUGAUCUGCCCAAUCACUUAAUUUCCGGAAGAGUUCUGAUAAAACCGAAUGUGAGGGAGUUGACUGAAACAUCAGCCAUCUUCGAAGAUGACACAGAAGAGGACAUUGAUGUCAUCAUCUUUGCCACAGGCUACACUUUCUCUCUCCCAUUCUUAGAGGAUGACUCGAAAAUCCUGGACAGCCAGCUCUCCAUGUUUAAAUUUGUAUUCCCUCCUCAGCUGGAGAAGCCAACGCUAGCUUUUAUUGGCAUCCUGAAGCCAGUGGGAGCCACCAUUCCCACUUCAGAACUCCAGAGCCGAUGGGCUGUACGUGUAUUCAAAGGAUUGAACAAACUACCUUCAGUGAGUGGCAGGUUGGCUGACAUAAGAAAGAAGAGAGCAAAGCUUGGAAAAGAAUUACUGAAUGAUCUUAAUAGACUCAGGGUGCAGUAUGUGGAUUACAUGGAUGAAAUUGCCUCUGAAAUAGGAGUGAAGCCCAACCUGCUCUCACUCUUCUUGUGGGAUCCAAAGCUGGCCGUGGAAGUUUUCUUUGGACCAUGCACACCAUACCAGUACCGCCUCCAGGGUCCAGGGAAGUGGGCAGGGGCCCGGGAAGCCAUCAUGACCCAGAGAAUGCGGAUCAGCAAGCCUCUGAAGACUCGUGUCCUGACCUGUGACCCCUGUCCACUUUCUGUGCUGUUCUGGCUAAGUGUCUGUGGAGCUGCCCUUCUUUCCUUUGUUCUCACUUUAGUCAUUGUUAAAGAAUAA
This is a messenger RNA of Microcebus murinus (gray mouse lemur), 1605 nucleotides long. Its product is annotated as flavin-containing monooxygenase 5-like. Lineage: Eukaryota; Metazoa; Chordata; Mammalia; Primates; Cheirogaleidae. Gene Ontology annotation, molecular function: N,N-dimethylaniline monooxygenase activity; NADP binding; flavin adenine dinucleotide binding. The record is from RefSeq and is a predicted model, not a curated record.